AUGGCCACUGGUGCUGUUUCGCCGACCGAGAAGCCCGGCUUGGACAAGAGAAAACUGUCGGCGAAGAUGCUCGUGUCGCUUUACCCCAGGAUUCCAAAGACUGCCGCUGUGCUUCUGGACUUCUUCAUCAAGCGCGAAAGCAAGGUGUCUCUGAUGCGUGAGCCGCUGUCGCACUUCUGCCAGGAACAGGUGGUUCUCCACGCGCAAGAGUGCCUGCUCAAACUCAACAAGCAAGUCAUCACGUACCAGGACAUCCGCGAUAUGGUCGAGAAUUUGGUCGGCCUCCACAACAUGUGUAUAAAGAAAAAUACGGAAAUUGCGAAAGAACUCGGGGCCACCGUACGCAAGCUGACUAUCAUCGUGGGCGAGGUUGCGACAUCCUUGGAGAAGAUCGCCGAAGUGCCCAUCACGGAUUGGAUGGCCAUCGGUGACGCUAUUGUCAACAAGCUUGAACUGUUGAAUCCACCUAAACCACUUCCAUUCGCUACGUUUAUUCCGCGGAUGCGCGACUUCAAGAACCUGAAGAUGCUCGGAGCUGGCGGCUUUGGCCCGUGUGUCUGGGAUGUGAAUUUGCCACCAAGGCACGUGCACACAAACCCCGACGCCGAUCUGCAGAAUGUAAAAGCGUUCGUGCCCAAAUAA
This is a messenger RNA of Dermacentor silvarum, 642 nucleotides long. RefSeq lists its product as uncharacterized. The transcript has 6 exons. Bases 1 to 642 code for a protein of 213 amino acids. Gene Ontology annotation, biological process: protein phosphorylation. NCBI's taxonomy places the organism in Eukaryota, Metazoa, Arthropoda, Arachnida, Ixodida, Ixodidae. The record is from RefSeq and is a predicted model, not a curated record. Gene Ontology annotation, molecular function: protein serine/threonine kinase activity; magnesium ion binding; ATP binding.